AUGGCUGCAAUGGAGAGCCCUAGACGUAUACGACCUGCACCGGCUUCUUUAAAAGCUGCCAUAUGGCAGCAUUUUGGAUUUUAUGAGAUUGACGGCAAGAUGGACAAGACUUACACCAUCUGUAAGGUCUGUAGAAGUAAAAUAAAAUACUUCGGAAACACAACAAAUCUGCAUAGCCACAUUUCCCGACACCACUCAGAGUUGGGAGGAAAAAAGGCACCCAUUCCUGAUAGCAGCCAGAUGACGAUCGAACAGGCACUGGUACAACUGCCACCCAACUCAGAGAGGGCCAAACGGAUUACGAAAUCCAUUGCCAGAUUUAUUGCAGUGGAUUUAAGGCCGUAUUCAGUUGUGGAGAACGUGGGUUUUCAGGGAAUGGUGAAUACACUGGAUCCGAAGUACAAAAUACCUUCUCGGCGUUACUUCACCGACACAGCUAUACCAACGCUGUACAGUGAGACCAAAGCGAAAGUUUUGGACACUUUGAUGGAAGCGGGUAGGGUGGCGUUAACAUGCGACGCAUGGACAUCAAUAGCCACGGUGUCCUACGUGACCAUAACUGCGCAUUUCAUUAACAAAGAUUGGCAGCUUGUGUCCCUUGUGCUCCAAACAAGAGCAAUGUAUGAGAGUCACACGGGUGCAAACGUGGCUGACUUGUUAAAGAGGGUAGCAGAGGAAUGGCAUCUGAAUGACGUCGUUUUAGUCACAGACAAUGCUGCCAAUAUGGUUGUUGCAGCCCAACUUGGUGGACUUGUGCAUGUGCGAUGCUACGCCCACACCUUAAACCUGGCUUGUCAGCGAGCGCUCAAGCUGCCAUCUGUGUCCAGGCUCCUGGCUAGGAUUAGACGAAUUGUUUCGUUUUUCCACCGGAGCACCGUCGGCGCAUACGAGCUAGGAGAAAAGCAGAAGCUGCUGGGUCUGCCAUGCCACAAACUCAUAACAGACGUCAGCACCCGAUGGAACAGUGCCUUUGAGAUGGUGGAUCGUUUUUUGGAACAGCAGCCUGCUAUCUGCGCCACUUUACUCUCUCCCCAGGUGAGGAAAGGAGAAUCUGAUCUCUGUACUCUCAAUGAGACCGAUGUCUCCAACGCAGAGGAUUUAGUUAAGGCCCUCAAGCCAAUGAAAGAUGUUACUACACUUAUAUCAGAGGAGAGUAGCCCCACUGUGUGUUUGAUUGCCCCACUGCAAGCUCAACUCUGCCAGGAAACGACGGGCAACAUUGCAGAGUCAUCAAUUAUCCGCGAUAUAAAGAAGGCCAUCAAUGAGGACCUCAGCAAAAGGUACACGUCUGACCUAGAGAGAAGAACACUUCGUUCAGCUUCCGCUCUGGACCCGAGAUUUAAGGGACUGCCUUUCCUUUCUGAAGAGGAUAUAGUGGACACAUUUGGAAGAGUUGUUGCUGAAGCUGCAUCACUUGAGCAACAGGUAAGAGUGGAAGAAGAUGAAAGCCAACACAACACAGAGGGCACCCACCCUACAGAGGAGCAGAACCAAAGCUCCUCCCCUCCCAAGAGAAGAGUUGCCCCCUCUUUGCAAUUCCCCUCUCCUCCUAAGAGAAGAGCUCCAUCCUCUUUGUUGGAGAAUCUGCUGGGGAAUACCUUCCCUAUUGCAACAGCUCAGCAGCCCAUCUCUGCCUAUGCUAAAGCUGAGGAGGAGGUUACCAAGUUCCGUGGUGCUCCACCAAUUCCUCUGUCUGAGGACCCUCUCAGCUGGUGGAGAAAAAAUGAUGUGAUGUAUCCCUUGCUUUCCAAGUUGGGCAAGCGAUACUUCUGUAUUCCGGCCACCAGUGUCUCUGCAGAAAGAGUGUUCUCUACUGCAGGGGAUAUUGUGACUGCCCAGCGGAGCACACUCACACCAGAGCAUGUCGACCAGCUCCUGUUCUUACACAAGAACUUGCAUAUUCCAUGA
Messenger RNA from Clupea harengus (Atlantic herring), 1908 nucleotides. RefSeq names its product E3 SUMO-protein ligase ZBED1-like. The transcript has 2 exons. Lineage: Eukaryota; Metazoa; Chordata; Actinopteri; Clupeiformes; Clupeidae. Bases 1 to 1908 code for a protein of 635 amino acids. The record is from RefSeq and is a predicted model, not a curated record.